AUUUAUUAAAACAAAAAUUUCAAGCAAAAUUUGUGAAAAUUCAGCAAAUACCAAUAAAAACAUGGAUAUCACUCUAUUACCCUCACCACCGGCCACACCGCCAUUGUGCGAAAACAAAAAUGAAAAUAACUCCAAUACAGUAUCCCACAAUUUGGAUGAUAAGCUGUUAAAAGCAAAAUUACAACUACAAUUAGAUCAGCAACAACAAAAACACCACAAAUCAUCCUCAAAUCCAGGGCUGAUAACACCACAACCCUCAGAUACAGAAGAUGAUGAUGGUAGUAAACCACCAGCAGUGAAGAAGCCAAAAUUGGAUAUACCCACACCGGCCACAACACCUAACAAUUUAUUGGGUCAACAGCAGCGGGCCAGUGUGAUCAUGCAUGUCAAUAGUUCGGGCAUUUGUUCGUCCAUCGAUGAAAAUUCCUGUUCAUCAACCAUAUCCAGUAUCUCACAAACCAACAGCACAGUAUCAUCCUGCUCGUCCACCUCCUCUUUGUCUGCCUCAUCAUCCUGCUCCUCCGCCUCAUCGAUAGCAUCAUCGGAUAUUGAUGAUUCGGAAACGAAUGUAUGGCGUAGUUUAAAAUUUAAAAUGAAUCGUAAACGUACAGCCACAGAGACUACAGACUUUAAUUCCGAUUCGGAAUUGACACAGGAUGUUGUCAAGGCGUCCACAUUGGAGGAAGUGAAAGAAGUUACCCGCAUCGAACAAAAAGUAUUAGAAGAAACCAAAAAUCCCGAACUAAAUAAUUCCCAAUCAACAAAUACCACACAAUUCCGUUUUACAUUGCCAAAUGCAAGUCCAGCUGCUGCUGGGCAAAAUGUGGCCCUGCAAUAUCAGUUAGUGGCCCCGAAGACAAAUUAUUUGUUGGCCGAUACAAAUGCCACGGCCCAAUUUUUGUUGCUGAAUCCCAAUGUGUUGUUGCAAAGUUUAGGCAAUAACAACAACACCACUUCCCGCCCCAUUAUUCCUGCCGUUCCAGUUGCACCUCAAAAUUCAACACCCGCCACCACAACAUCCAUUGCUGCUCCUUCUGCCGCUCCCUCUGCGGAACGUAAACGCAUUUAUGAAUGCAAUCACCCGGAUUGCGGUAAAAAUUAUUUCAAAUCCAGCCAUUUGAAGGCCCAUCAGCGAGUACACACCGGCGAACGACCCUUCAUCUGCAAAUGGGAAAAUUGCGAUAAGCGUUUCUCACGUUCCGAUGAGCUUUCGAGGCACAAGCGUACCCAUACGGGCGAAAAGAAAUUCGUUUGCCAUGUCUGCGAUAAGAAAUUUAUGCGCAGCGAUCAUCUGUCGAAGCAUGUGAAGAGACAUGCCUCAAAACGUCAACAGGACGGAAGUCGGAAUGGUAUGGCGGCGGCUGCUGCAACAACUCCAUCUGUUGUGAAUGCUUCCAGCAGUCUUGUGGUUGAAAACAACCCUCUGAUUAAACAUUUGAGACCUAUUGCACCAGCAACCGCUUGCAACACUACCACCACCACCCAGUCUACAAAUAGCCUGAAUACAGUACAAAUUAAUGGAACCAAUACAACAUCUGCCCUGCAACUACAAAUCUGUAAUGCCUCGGAUUUGUUGAGCUUACAGCAACAGGUGGCGGCUGUGAAUUUCAGCCCAAUGAUACCGCAGCAGCAGUAA
Messenger RNA from Musca vetustissima, 1636 nucleotides. It is a transcript of the gene cbt, whose product is annotated as Krueppel-like factor 10. The record is from RefSeq and is a predicted model, not a curated record. Gene Ontology annotation, biological process: regulation of transcription by RNA polymerase II. Lineage: Eukaryota; Metazoa; Arthropoda; Insecta; Diptera; Muscidae. Gene Ontology annotation, molecular function: RNA polymerase II cis-regulatory region sequence-specific DNA binding; DNA-binding transcription factor activity, RNA polymerase II-specific. Bases 62 to 1636 code for a protein of 524 amino acids. The transcript is spliced from 2 exons.